Saprolegnia diclina VS20 is the source of this 652-nucleotide messenger RNA. RefSeq lists its product as hypothetical. Gene Ontology annotation, cellular component: mitochondrial large ribosomal subunit; ribosome. Gene Ontology annotation, molecular function: structural constituent of ribosome. NCBI's taxonomy places the organism in Eukaryota, Oomycota, Saprolegniomycetes, Saprolegniales, Saprolegniaceae. The transcript has a single exon. The coding region runs from base 27 to 587 and encodes 186 amino acids. Gene Ontology annotation, biological process: ribosome assembly; translation. The record is from RefSeq and is a predicted model, not a curated record.
AUUUUCCUUCCCCGACGACGACGACGAUGCUGAGCCGUCUCUCCUUGGUCCGCAGCAUGGCUGCGCUCUCGCUCAAGGCGCCGAUGAUGCCGACGCUCCGUGCCAUGUCCACGGCCGCCGAGGACAUUGCUCUGCCUUCGCUGGAAGACGCGGCCGACAACUUCCGCACGGUGCGCACGAUGAAGAAGGAGAUCCGCGUGAGCCCGCGCAAGCUGACGCUUCUCGCGCAGCAGAUCCGCGGCCUCCCGGCUGAGGAGGCGCUUACGCAGAUGCACUUUUCGCCCAAGCGCAAGGCGGCCAUUGUCAAGAAGACGGUCCAGAACGCGAUCAACCUUGCCGACAUCAACUAUGGCAUCGAGCCCUCGAACCUCAAGGUCGCCGAAGCCUUUGUCAACAAGGGUCUCUUCUUGAAGCGCCUGAAGAUCAUGGGUCGUGGCCGCUCCGGCAUCAAGCACCGCCCCCACAGCCACCUCACGAUUGUGCUCGAAGAGUUUGACCCGGCCUCCAAGCCCAUUAGCAAGACCAAGGCGCGCAAGCUUGCGCUCAAAGCGCAGGCAACGGCGCCUGUCGAGACUGCCGCCGAGUAAAGGAACUUACUGUAAUAGAAGAAAUAAGACACAAGCAUUAGACGCCUGUACGUCCACCUCCGUGA